AUGUCUCGAAACAUUCUUUUGUCGGCUUCGUUGCUGUUUGCCAGUGCUUUUGCCCAGCAGCCUGGUACCAACACACCAGAAGUUCACCCAACAUUGAUGUCCCAGAAAUGCACCAAAGCUGGUGGAUGCAAGGCUGUCAACACCUCUGUUGUCCUUGAUGCAGGCUACAGAUGGCUUCAUAAUGUUGGUGGUUACACAAACUGUGUAAAUGGAGGAUUUAAUGCGACGUUCUGCCCAGACGUUGCCACCUGUGCUAAGGGAUGUGCCGUCGAGGGUGUGAAUUACACUAGCUACGGAAUCAACACUGCUGGCAAUUCUCUGACUCUCAACCUGUUCAAGCAAGACAACGGCGUGACUACCCAGUCCUCGCCUCGAGUCUAUCUCCUCGCCAAUGACACAACUUACGACAUGCUCAUGCUUCUCAACCAGGAGCUUACCUUCGACGUUGAUGUAUCUAAAGUUCCUUGCGGAAUCAAUGGAGCCUUGUAUCUUUCGGAGAUGGAUGCUACUGGAAUGGCCAGUAAUCUUAACCCAGCAGGUGCAAAGUACGGAACUGGCUACUGCGAUGCACAAUGUCCAAAGAACACUUUCGUUAAUGGUUUGCCAAACAUCAACGGGACUCUCGGUGCUUGCUGCAAUGAGAUGGAUAUCUGGGAAGCCAAUUCGGCUACCACAGCGUUCACCCCUCAUACUUGCAACAUCACCGGAACCUAUGCCUGUACCGGAGCCGACUGCUCCGGCAGCGGUGUCUGCGAUCAAGGCGGCUGCGACUUCAACGCCUAUCGCAUGGGCGCUCCAGGUUUCUACGGACCAAAUAAGAUUGUUGAUACCACCCGCAAGUUCACAGUCGUCACUCAAUUCAUCACCUCGGACGGAACUGCCAACGGUACUCUCAAGACCAUCAGUCGAAGCUACGUUCAGGACGGAAAGGUGAUCGCCAACGCCAAUGUCAACGUCACUGGAAUGGCAGCCACCAAUAGCAUUGAUGACACGUACUGCAACGCCCAGGUCAAGACCUUCGGUGGUGUCAGCACCUACGAGCGACAGGGAGGUAUGACUGGCAUGGGACAUUCUCUUGCUCGAGGCAUGGUGUUGAUCUUUAGUAUCUGGAUGGAUUCUGGAAGUGGAAUGCAGUGGCUUGAUGGCUCGACUGGGUCUGGCAGUUCGCCUGGUUCGUUGAGGGGUCCUUGCUCUGCUACCUCAGGUAACACGACGAUGCUCACGGCGGACUAUCCCGAUGCUGCUGUCACGUUCUCGAAUAUCAAGGUUGGAGAUCUUGGUACUACUUUCAUGGCAAUGUAG
Molecule: messenger RNA, 1302 nt
Organism: Mollisia scopiformis
Lineage: Eukaryota; Fungi; Ascomycota; Leotiomycetes; Helotiales; Mollisiaceae
Product: cellobiohydrolase Cel7d
Exons: 2
Coding region: 1-1302 (433 amino acids)
Biological process (GO): carbohydrate metabolic process
Molecular function (GO): hydrolase activity, hydrolyzing O-glycosyl compounds
Source: RefSeq, a predicted model, not a curated record